Molecule: messenger RNA, 1056 nt
Organism: Acipenser ruthenus (sterlet)
Lineage: Eukaryota; Metazoa; Chordata; Actinopteri; Acipenseriformes; Acipenseridae
Product: E3 ubiquitin-protein ligase TRIM35-like
Exons: 6
Coding region: 1-1056 (351 amino acids)
Molecular function (GO): zinc ion binding
Source: RefSeq, a predicted model, not a curated record
AUGACAAAAAAAUACACCGUGUUCCUAUCGGAGUCCUUACAGAGAGCAAGGCAGGAGCGGCUUUGUGUAGAAAGGGCAGCAAAGAUUUCUGCUCUGGAGGCAGAUCUUUCCUGUGCUGUGUGCUGUGAGAUUUUCAAGGAUCCUGUAUCUCUUCAUUGUAACCACAGCUUCUGUAAAGGAUGUCUGGAUCUGUGCUGGAAAGAGAAGAGAGUUCGGGAGUGUCCUGUGUGCAGGGGGAGGAGUUCAAAGGAGAAUAUUCAACCUAAUUUCGCUCUCAGGAAUAUUGUGGAGUCCUUCUUAAAGGAACGCAGUCAGAAUCCUCCAGCACCUGCUGGAAUACUCUGCAGUCUGCAUGAUGAGAAACUGAAGCUGUUCUGUGUGGAUGAUAAAGAGGCUGUCUGUCUUGUGUGUCAAACUUCAAAGAAACAUGAGAAUCACAAGCUCCGUGCUGUUCAGGAGGCUGCACGGGAUUGUAAGGGAGAACUCAAGACUGCGCUGAAGCCCUUGCAGGACAAGCUGAAAACCUUUAAUAAAGUUAAAAACGAAUGUGAUGAAACAGCAGAGCACAUCAAGAAACAAGCCCAGCAAACAGAGAGGCAGAUAAAGGAGGAGUUUGAGAGACUUCACCAGUUUCUACGAGAUGAAGAAAAGGCCAGGAUAGCUGCACUGAGGAGGGAAAGGAUACAAAAGGGAAGAAUCAUGAAAGAGAAGAUUGAAAAACUUACAAGAGAAAUCUCAUCCCUUUCAGACAUAAUCAGAGUGAUAGAAGAGGAGAUGGAAGCUGAAGACAUCUUCUUCCUGCAGAAGUACAAAGACACACAGAGAAGAGCCGAGUGCACACUGCAGGAUCCACAGUGUGUUUCAGGAGCGCUGAUAGAUGUAGCCGAGCACCUGGGCUCUCUGAAGUACAAAGUGUGGGAGAAGAUGCUGGGGAUUGUUCAAUACAGUGAGUCCUGUGGGGCAGCAUCACAAAGGACGGGGGGGGGGGGGGGGGUGCAUAUAACCACAAUCCACAAUGUGUGUAAGCAGCAAGAUACAGCUCUCUACAAUCAAUAA